UAGAAACAAGUACUGUACUACAGUACUUCCUACUAGUACUAGUUUUACGUGCUAGUACCAUUACUACUACUAGUAGUACCAGUACAACAACAUCACUAUCGAACAAAUGAUCGACAACUUCAGUAUCGAUCCUAAACGUUUCGAACAAGUUUAGUGAUGGAGGGCAACGAGAAUCCGAAUGACGUUCGUAAGGAUGAAGAAUUGAACUGGUACUUUGAAACUAACAAUGAAAUCAUUCGGGAUGAAAUUGAGGAUAAUAACGAAAACAAGGAUCAUACUGGAAGGGGAAGGGACGUUGAUGGGUGGAGGGAGAUAAUCGAAGAAAAUAAUGUUGGCGAUGAUGCCUCGGAAGAAGAUUAUGAAAGCGAUGAACGCCACGGAAACUACGAAAUGGGGAUCAACGAUCAAAUCGGGGAGGACGAAAGUGAGGAGAAAAGGGUGCACGAUGAGUUGCGGCUUGCGGUUAGUGCACUAUGGAAAACUGGACUAGAGAUUUUUAUCCAUCAAUUGCUUUAUCAUCGAAGAGUCUAUCCAAAGGAUACUUUUUCGUCGGCUCGUUUUGCCGGAGUCGCUUGCAAAAUUAAUCGCAAUCCUAGAGUACUCGUUUACAUCUCAGAAGCUUUGAGAAGUAUUUUACCGAGUUUAUUUGAUGAAGAAAAGGGCAUUAUUCUAAACGAAGGUCACGGUCAACAUCGUCGUCGAUCCAAGGAACUUCAGGUCGAAAUUUAUGAUCGGGAGAAAGGGAUUACGCACGAACAGUAUUCGCUUUUCUUUUCACACGAAGGACUUGAAGAUCGUGAUGCUGACGUAACCUCUGCUGCACUAAGCCACUCUUUUUCUCUUCCCUUGACACUGGAUAAUGAAAGAAGUGAUCUAGCCAAUUCGAUAAUGGGAGAGGUUGAAAAGGAUCUACGAGAUUUGGUUUGUAGCACUGCCAGACUAGAAGGACUACGAUUUUGUGCUUGGGACGACUCGGUUUCGUUCAAAGUUCUACUAGUGAUGAAUACAACCGCAAACGUAAUGAAACCAACGAUAGCUUCGGAUAGUGUUCUCGACGAGACGAAGUGGUUUCGAAGGACUGAAACAAAGACGCUCUCCGACAAUCAGAGAAAUACAAGAGUGAUAUGCAACCUCGCAAACUCGGCGUGUCAAUUUUCGUACAAGGUUGUCAAAAACCAAGGUAGGCAACAGCAAACAGGAAAUAAGAGUGAAAGUAGUAUUAAGGGAAGGCAGGCAUGACGAAGAAAGUCUGAAAAGAACAAAAGGCAAGAUUCGCCAUAAACUGAAAUCUAGAAUCAUACUAUUCCAUUACCAAUCCAUUCCACUUUUUUCCAUUGCACAUUUUUCCGAUCAAAAUCCAUUGCCGUGUAUUUUUUCAAAUAUCAAUCCAUUCCAUUUCACACAUCCUAUUCCAUUCUGAUUUCAGUUUUUUGGUUCCACUUCUCUUGUUGAGAGUAUGAAUAUGCAUCGAGACAGUUUCAUCCACUGAUAAUUGUUUCCUAUCACAUGCAGCUUUUCUACCAGAUACUACCAGGUGCUUGUCUCUGUUUACCAUGGCCUUGGUUUUGCCCAAUAGUUCCUAUUGGUUGACCACCCAAAGAUUGUUGGAGACCGAAGCCCUGGUGAGUAUCUCCAGAUGCCAACGAUGCACUACCACCGUUUUUGUGAUGAGAAGGACCCCGUCCAGGGUUGUUAUUGCUACUCCCGAUGGAUCCAAAGCCACUCCCUUGAUAAUUGCCGCCACUCGUAAUAUGUACCCCAGGCAACAAACUCUGAAGAAGAGCAAUGUCGCUGCUGUUGCUUACAUUUGGAUUCGCUGGGAUCUGACUAUUCAUUCCGCCGAUUGGGACUCCGCCGAUAGGGUUGUUGCUUGCCUUCGUUGCUCCUCCGAUCACACCUUGCAAAGGCAAGGAAUCAUUAUUAAAUGAAGACAUAGAAGAUUGUCGCCCAGGUUCCGAUGACCAAAGCUGUGAAGAUGUCUCGCGAAGGGAUCCAGAACCUGUGGGCAAGUUGAUGCCCAGCAUCGAUGCUAAAGCAGAGCUACCCGAUCCGUGAAAGUUACCAAUCGGCCCGCCUCCUAUGACUCCGCCUCCAAUCGAGUCUCUAUUCGCACCAGGCAGAGCAUUCUGAGAACCAUUGCCCCAUGAUUGAGCUUUAGUGUUCCCUGGGAAACCAGCAUCGUUGAGCGAGUCCCACUUGCCCUUGCCCGAACCGAUCGCUGACCUAGUAUUCGAAGAGGACAACAAUGGUCCAUCAAAUACUUCUCCGCCAAGACCACCGAGUCCAUCUCCACCAAACUUCAAUUGCGGGCCACGAGGAAUACCGUUGGUUGAUGCUAGUUCUCUGUUGAUAGGAGGGGGAACCGAGACCGGAGCAGAAAUUACAUCCCCUCCGAUACCCUCUAGUUGACCUGGGACAUUGUUUCUGAUCGACGAUAUACCUACUUCGGGAUUCGAAGCAGCAGGUUGUGACGAUGCCGAUUUGAGCCCACUAGUUUUCUUUGUACUUGUUCGAGAAUUUGAAUAUUUUUGAACAUCGGAUGCACUAUUUGUCUUUGGUGCACCCUUCGAUGCAGUGGUGCUUCGUUUCAACGGUGUCAACGGUGUGAGCGUAGUAUGAGGUGCCGGAGGUUCUGAGUGACUAGAGACGCUAUGAACACCGGCAACGACAGAUGCUGCGGUUGCACCAGCUGGUGCUAAAGACAUAGAUCCACUGUUGGUGCCAUUGAUAGAACCCGGCAUAUUUUUGCGAGCGGUCUGGGACAUCGGCAAGGAAGCGACGGCGCUUUUUGAUGCACUGGAAAGUGCGCCUGCAGGUCCAAUAUUCUUCGACGCAGAAAUUACAGAGGAAGACGCUACUCUGCUUGCCGCAUUCAUAUGGUUCGAAGAAGCCGAAGACGAUGAACCGGCUCCGGCAGCAGAAAUUGAAGGGAAUCCAGAACCAAUCGUCUGUACAGAUGCAGCAGCAGCCGCUGCAGACCGCACAUGUGUUAUUGUUGGAGGCGUCGGAACGAGGGAAGUCGUGGGAUUUUUUACAGCUUCGUCAUAUGAAGGAGGAGGAAAGAUAGGAUUUGAAGAUGCUUUUCCUGUUCCGGAUGGUCCUCCUCCUCCUGUUCUUCUGCGUGGAGUGGUACCCGCGGCACCGCUAGCGGCACUCAAUGCCUGUUGAACAAUUUGUUGCUGGCGUGCCAAGACAUCUCUUCCACUGGUCACAUAUCCCGCUUGA
This is a messenger RNA of Pseudo-nitzschia multistriata, 3225 nucleotides long. NCBI's taxonomy places the organism in Eukaryota, Bacillariophyta, Bacillariophyceae, Bacillariales, Bacillariaceae. The record is from the annotation of a GenBank genome assembly.